AUGUCACAGGAUGAGUCUCCCUAUUGGGACUCGCACGAGCAGGAGGAAGUUCCCUUCUACCAGCGGCCGGCGUUCCGAACGAUUGCAUCAAUAUGGGCUGUGCUUUUCUUCGGCAUGUUGUUCGUGAAUUGGCUUGUCCAGAGCAUAGUGAAGGGCAGUCAGACAGCCUCAAUAGACCGGGAGGUGCUCAGUGCCCUACAGGCGGCUGUAUAUGAAGUAGUGAAGGACCAGAAGGACUUGGUGUCUAGAGUGGAUGACCAGUACCUAGAUCUGCUCAGUCGUAUCAACGAUCUCAGUACAGGAGUCCGCAGGAUGGGCCAUGCCCUACGAGAGCCCUUGUCUCUUGAAAGGCUUCAGGGUAUCGUACAAGUCCCUAGAGAGGAGAACAGGUCUACCAUGGUGUUUUGCGUAGUCUCGAUCGUCUUGGCCGUAUUGAUGCAUUAUAUAGUACUACGAAAGGAUGAGGGGCAGGAUAUGAGGAGGAUUCGGGAGAGGUGUGGUAGUCCACGUCGUUGCCAACAAGCUGUACUACAGUGUGGCGUUAUGAACCCGCCGCCAGCGUAUAAUCCCGAGGUGGUCCCCAUCGCGGCUUGGAGGGAUGCCCCCAUGAUGCCUGUUACACCUCGAGCAAGGAAAGCUGUCGUAGCGGCACGGAAAGCAGAUGUGAAGGAACAUCGGCUGAGCGCAUGUGUGGUGUGCAUGGCGUCGACGAGUACCCAUGCGAUCGCGUUGCAAUCCCCCCCCAGGUCCCAUGUGGGCACCGGUGUUGCUGUGGCCUCUGCCAUACAAGACUAA
Molecule: messenger RNA, 795 nt
Organism: Perkinsus marinus ATCC 50983
Lineage: Eukaryota; Perkinsozoa; Perkinsida; Perkinsidae
Exons: 3
Coding region: 1-795 (264 amino acids)
Source: RefSeq, a predicted model, not a curated record